Messenger RNA from Closterium sp. NIES-65, 1095 nucleotides. Lineage: Eukaryota; Viridiplantae; Streptophyta; Zygnematophyceae; Desmidiales; Closteriaceae. The record is from the annotation of a GenBank genome assembly.
AUGUACAUCACCCUCUACUACAUAGUCACCCGACUCCCUGACUCCCUUCGCGUAGUCAGGGACCACUUCCUCGCAGUGUGCCCCACCACUCUCACCGUUGACCUCCUCGAGAAGGCCCUCCUAGCGGCGGAGAAGAGCAUAGUCGCUGUAGGAGCCUCUCGUGGUGACCCCCGCACCCCUGUCUUUGAGGGGUGUUCUCCCUCCCCCCUCUUGCCCUCUGUUGCUUCUGCUGCUGCGGCCGACCUCGUAGGUUUUGAGUCGGUCGGUGCUGCGUCUGCCCCUUCGGGGAAGCGCCGCACAGGCAAGGGAAAGGGGGGCAAGGGCGCCAGAGGAGCUAGCGGGGGCGGUGGAGGUGGCGGUGGAGGCGGCGGAGGGAGUGGGGGUGGUGGAGGGAGUGGUGGAGGGGGUGGGGGUACCGGUGGCAGCAGUGGAGGCGGAGGCGGCGGCGGCAACGGAGGGAGCGGAGGCGGCGGUGGUGGCGGAGGCGACGGUGGUGGCGGAGGCGGCGGUGGUGGCGGAGGCGGCGGAGGCGGUGGAGGCGGCGGAGGUGGCGGUGGAGCCGGUCGCGGGUCUACGCAGAGGAGUGGCUCCGGUGGUGGUCCGCGCCAGCAGCAGCAGCGCGGUCGUGAGACCCUGUCCCCUCAGCAUCUCCGUGAGUGGUACACUGCACGCCAGCGGGGUGGGGGUUUUGGUCCGUGCACCUACGUCCUUCGCACCGCCAACCGCGCGGGUGAGCAGUGUGGGGGUGCGCACCCCACCCAGCGCUACUUUGGCCGCCUAACGGACGCGUGGCGUCACCAGUUCCCUGAGGUCACAGAGAUCCCUCGCUGGGGCGAGAUGUCUAGGGCGGGAGUUGCCAUCUAUGAUCUUGAUUUUGAUGCUAUUCUUUCUGCCAUGUAUGCUGUGACUAUUAGUGAUGAGGGUGACUGUUACCAGUGUUUCCCGCCCGAUCCGGGCAUUGAGACUGCUGCUCUAGGUACUGGUAAGGCCGCUGCCCUAGGUGCUUGCGACGCUGCUGCUCAAGGUGCUAGUGCGUCUGCGUCCUCAGGCUUCUCGCUCCUUCUUUCGGGACCGCACCACACUCACGCCGCUUAG